AUGCCGCCCUCACAGCUCAAGCAGCUGAAGGCUUCACUUCGGGACAGUGGAGUCCUUGGUCCCCAGCAGUCAAAAAAGCAGAAGCGCCAAAAUGUGAAGUCUGGUGCCGCCGCGCAGAAUCGGAACCAGCGCGAAACCGCCUUGCAAGCGAUUCGAGACCGCUUCAAUCCCUUCGAGAUCAAAGCACCUUCUGUGCGGAGCAAGUUCGAGGCGACUACUCGUGAUAGCAAUGUCAAAGCCACUGGGCGUCGUCCAGGCGUCACAAGAUCACUGGGCGAGGAAAGACGUCGUGCCACCCUUCUGAAGGAAAUGAAUAGUCGGAACAAAAUCGGUGGACUCGUUGAUCGUCGAUUUGGUGAAAAUGAUCCGACCAUGACCCCCGAGGAGCGAGCCGCGGAGCGAUUCGCAAGAGAAAGCCAGAAAAAGAUGCGCAAAGAAUCAAUGUUCAACCUGGAAGAUGAGGAAGAAGAUUUCCAACUAACCCACAUGGGCCAGUCCCUCUCAUUUGAUGGAGCAAACGUGGAUGAUUUCGAAGGCGACGACUUGGGCGGCCCGGACUCCGAUGAGGAGGAGAGCCAACGGAAGCGAAAACGGCCUAUUGGGGAGGAUGGAGAGGAAGGCGAUAUGGACGAUUUCAUCGAUUUCGGAGAUGAAGAUCAGCCUGACCGAAAGAAGUCGAAGGCCGAAGUCAUGAAGGAGGUCAUUGCGAAGUCAAAGUUCUACAAGGCCGAACGGCAAAAGGCGAAGGAGGACGAUGAGGAUCUCCGAGAUGAGCUGGAUCAAGAGCUUCCUGAUCUUUUUGAAGCCCUACGCGGCAUGAAGGCUCCGCCCAAGCCCGAACCAGUCAAGGCUGAUGUGGAUACUAUGAAUCCAGAGCGUGCCGCUAUGUUACAAGCGCCGGAGCAGAAGGACGCAGAGAAGGAAUACGACCAGCGUCUCAAACAGUUGACAUUCGAUAAGCGAUCGCAACCGACUGAUCGUACAAAGACCGAGGAGGAAAAGGCCGAGGAGGAAGCCGAGCGGCUGAAGAAAUUGGAAGAAGAUCGAGUGCGCAGAAUGCGUGGUGAGCAGCUGAGCGACGAGGAGGAAGAGGAAGAUGAUAAAGAUUCUUUCUUCAAAGAUGAUGAAGAUGAAUCCGAUAUCGAUGAUGCAGCCGCUUUUGGACUGCCCACAUCCUACGGACCCCGGCCUGAGCUGGCUGUUGAAGAUGAGGAUGAUUUCGUCAUCGAUGAUGAUCUUGUUGAGACAAGAUCGAAUGUCAGCCUCUCUUUAGAUGGCAGUGAUAUGGAAGAAGAGGAGUUAUCAGAUGAUGAAUCUGUCGAGGAGCCGGAGCAGGAGGAUGAACUCAUCAACGGAAUGACGCUGCCUACCGGAAUCGGCGCGAGCGCCGCAUCAACGGCUGUUCAAGUCAAGCAGGGCUCUGAUGGGAAAUUGGCUUUUACAUAUCCCUGCCCAGAGGACCACGAAGAGUUCCUGACGAUUAUCAACGACGUGCCUCCUCAAGAUUUGCCGACGGUCAUUCAGCGCAUUCGUGCCCUACACCACCCCCGUCUUGCUGCCAAUAACAAAGCUAAGCUCGGAAAAUUCGCCGAGAUUCUCGUCGAACAUGUCUCGUACAUGGCCAACCACAGCGAGGAGCCCUCGUUUGCUAUCAUUGAGAACAUACUCCGUCAUGUUCACUCAUUAGCCAAAACUCACCCCAUCAAUGUGGCCAUGGCCUUCCGUGCUCGUCUCCGUGAGAUCUCGAAUGAUCGCCCACUCAACCUUCUCCCCGGUGAUCUGGCCAUCUUGACAGGCAUAUCUACCAUUUUCCCUACUUCGGAUCACUUCCACUCCGUGACGACGCCUGCGCACUUGUGCCUUGCUCGAUUUCUGGGACAAGCCUCAGUCAACAGCAUCUCAGACUUGACAACCGGUGCCUUCGCCACCAGCUUGUGUCUUCAAUACCAAGCUGUUUCAAAGAGAUAUAUGCCUGAACUGAUCAACUAUAUCAUGAAUGCUCUCUGCAAUCUCGCCCCCACAGAGCUUACCACCAAGCCCGGAUUUUUUCCCUUCCGGCAAUUCCAAGAGUCUUUGAAACUGGCGCCAGUCAAGAAAGUCGCUCCCCGCAAGCUUCAAUUCCGGGAUAUCACCAUGACCCCCUCGGACUCAGAGGCUGAGGAGGAUCUGAAGAUCUCUCUCCUUGCUACAUUUGUCUCUCUCCUCGGCUCCGCGGCUGACCUCUUGGCCGAAAACUCCGCCUUCAUGGAAAUAUUUUCCCCUGUACAGACUCUGCUUCACCACCUCCGCCAAUCCUUCAAGUCGAAGGUGUUUGUGGCCGCACGGGAUCCGGUUCAGUCGGUUAUCGAUAAGAUCGACUCCCAUCUUGCCCGUGCUCGUAUUACCCGCCGUCCACUAUUCCUCCACGACCACCGCCCACUGGCCAUCAAAUCCGCCAUUCCCAAAUUUGAGGAGAAUUUCAACCCCGACAAGCAUUACGAUCCAGACCGCGAGCGUGCCGAGGCCAACCGUCUCAAGGCCGAAUACAAGCGCGAGAAGAAAGGUGCCAUGCGCGAACUGCGCAAGGACGCAAACUUUAUUGCGCGCGAGAAGCUGCGGGACAAGAAAGAGCGCGAUGCCGAGUACGAGAAGAAGUACAAGCGUCUUAUUGCGGAGAUCCAGACCGAGGAGGGCCAGGCGGCCAACGAGUACGAGCGGGCGAAGAGAGCGCGCCAAGGCAAGCGGUAA
Messenger RNA from Penicillium macrosclerotiorum, 2727 nucleotides. Its product is annotated as snoRNA-binding rRNA-processing protein NOP14. Gene Ontology annotation, cellular component: nucleolus; small-subunit processome; Noc4p-Nop14p complex. The transcript has 2 exons. Gene Ontology annotation, biological process: maturation of SSU-rRNA. The record is from RefSeq and is a predicted model, not a curated record. Lineage: Eukaryota; Fungi; Ascomycota; Eurotiomycetes; Eurotiales; Aspergillaceae. The coding region runs from base 1 to 2727 and encodes 908 amino acids.